AUGGGGGCAAGUGAGACGCGCAGACAAGCGAUUUCAUACAAACGGACAGUGAUUGAAUCCUUUUUGGAGGCCAUACGAAAUGUUCAUCGGCUUGGGCAAUUCGACGGUGUCGAGAGAAACCUCUACAAUCAAGGAGACGCCGACACUAGCCAUAGCAUGGAAACCGCUGUGGACGUGUUGCAAGAUAUUCACGAACGUUGGCUCGAGGCAUAUCAAGCGGCAGAUCGCCCGGAUGAUGCGUUUAUUCCGGCUACUAUAACUGAGGUGAGGAGGGAGUGGCAACAGCGCAGAGAUGAACGGACGCAACUCAUCGAAGACAUCCCUGCUGCAUUAGUUUAG
Phytophthora nicotianae INRA-310 is the source of this 339-nucleotide messenger RNA. RefSeq lists its product as hypothetical. The record is from RefSeq and is a predicted model, not a curated record. Bases 1 to 339 code for a protein of 112 amino acids. NCBI's taxonomy places the organism in Eukaryota, Oomycota, Peronosporomycetes, Peronosporales, Peronosporaceae. The transcript has a single exon.